Molecule: messenger RNA, 1192 nt
Organism: Lepus europaeus (European hare)
Lineage: Eukaryota; Metazoa; Chordata; Mammalia; Lagomorpha; Leporidae
Gene: STBD1
Product: starch binding domain 1
Exons: 2
Coding region: 104-1096 (330 amino acids)
Cellular component (GO): membrane
Molecular function (GO): starch binding; glycogen binding
Source: RefSeq, a predicted model, not a curated record
AGGCCGGCGAGCAGCCGUAAAAGGCCGGGGCGGCCGGGUAGGUGUGGCCCUGCCUGCGAGACCUGCGCCCCGGGCCGGCCGCCGCCCGUCGUCUCCCGCAGCCAUGGGCGCUGUCUGGUCCGCCCUGCUGGUCGGAGGAGGUCUGGCCGGGGCGCUUUUCGUGUGGCUGCUGCGGGGCGGCCCCGAGGACGCGGAGCAGAAAGACGCCUCUGCCGGGGAGGCUGCGACUCGCGGAGAAGGGCAGGGAGGCGGCGGCGGACGGAGCCCCUCCAAGCGGGAGCUGGGCACCAAACCAGAGCAUCCUCAAGAAAGCAAUGGACGCUUGAUUUCUGAGACCAAAGACCUUAGGAACCUGCAGGAAGCAGCCCGGCCACUGCAGAACCCUAGCAGAGAUGUCAGAGAGCACAGCCCUUCUGGGCCCUUGGCAGAUGCGGGAGCUCCGGCCAGUUCUGCAAGUGCUAACUCCAGAAGUCCCUCUGAAGAUUCCAGAAGUGAAAGUCUGGAGUCUCCCAGAGGGGAAUGGGGACUCCACAAAGGACGAGAGGCACUGGCUAAGGCCGGAGAGGGACUGCCUUCUAGCAGGCCGCGGGUGGACAGGGCCCAAGAAGUGGGCCUCGCACAACCGGACAGCCAGGGGGCCGCCGGUCAUGAAGUGGUGUCUAGGCACUCCUCCUGGGGGGAUGCUGGCUUGGGUGGUAGCCUAAAACAGGGAACGGACGGUGCCAGAAACUUUCUUGUGGAAGCAAGGGGUCGAGAAGUGGAUGGGAAACCAGGAUGGGCAACGGCCAAGUCUGCAGAGUCCCGGCAAGUUAGCGUCAGGUUCCAGGUCCAUUAUGUGACGGGCACCGAUGUGGAGUUCAUUGCAGUAACCGGAGACCACGAGCGCCUUGGGAGCUGGAACACGUACAUCCCACUCCACCGUAACAAGGACGGCUUCUGGUCUCAUUCUAUUUGCCUGCCGGCAGAUACGGUGAUGCAGUGGAAGUUUGUGCUGGUGGAGAAUGGGGGAGUUACUCGCUGGGAAGAAUGCAGUAAUAGAGUCCUGGAGACCGGCCGUGAGGAUCAAGUGGUUCAUGGGUGGUGGGGAGUUCACUGAGUUUUCAGAGUAUGAGAUGCAGUGGCACGAGGUGGCGAAGGCUGAGACUGGAGCACACUGAAUAAUUUAAGAUAAUAAAAGCCGCAUGACUCCAGA